UUCAGCCUAGGUUAGCUACCUAUCACUAAGUAUGAUACUAGGCCUACUAUUUAUUAUUUUUGAGUCAAUCAAUAUCACACACAUAAGCAACACUUUUUAAAAGUCUUUUUAAAGGCCAAACACUGCUGCCAUGACCUCUCAACAAAGUAAUUUAGAACUAUGCAAGGAAAAGAUGAAAACAUUGAAAGUACCAGAUGAGUUAAUAGAGCAAUUUAAAAACGCCGAUGAUUUACGGUCGUUCACCAUAGAAAAGGCUAAAGCUAAAUCGGAACCACCUGAAUCUUUUAGAUUCAAAAAUUACUUGGACAUAGUUCAGGUUCGUGAGGAAAACUUGGGACAAAAGGAACAAGAAACUCUAAAGGUGUAUAAUGACCCAGUCCACGGCCACAUUCAGACCAAUCGGGCCCACCAGUGUAUUGUGGACACGCCUGAGUUCCAGAGGUUACGCUUCAUCAAGCAGCUGGGCAUGGUCUACUUUGUGUUUCCUGGUGCCACACACAACAGAUUUGAACAUUCCCUGGGGUCUUGUCAUUUAGCUGGCCAGUUUGUAAAGCUGCUAAGAAAGAAUCAGCCUUAUCUUGGAAUUACUGACACAGAUGUUUUGUGUGUUGAAAUAGCUGCUCUUUGUAGAGAUCUGGGUCAAGGUAUGUUGUCCAACUUUUUUUACGAACAACUUCUCCCUUGUCUCGACAAUACUGGAUCAACAAAGCUUGAAGAUAUGUCUGUCGCGAUGUUUGGGAGACUUAAGAAUGGCCCGGCUGGUACCAAGCUUAAAGAAAAACAUUUCUUAGAUGAACGGGAUUUUACUUUCAUAGAGGAACAGAUAAGAGGAAGCGGCUAUGAAAACGAUGGGACAUGGCCGUGCAAAGGUAGAGGCAAAGAAAAAGCAUAUCUUUACGAGAUUGCUUUCAAUAAACGCAAUGGUAUAGAUGUAGAUGUAUUCGAUUCAAUAGCGCGGGACUGCCACCACAGCGGAAUUAAAAACAACUUUGAUUGUCUCAGAUACAUGAACUUUGCUAGAGCUAUGGAGGUUGAUGGUCAAAUGCAAAUUUGCAUGAAACGUGAGGAUGCAGGAAACCUGUACAACAUGAUGUACACAUUGUACACACUACACAGAAACGCAUACCAACACAGAAUCAAAUGUGCAAUUGAUGCAAUGGUUCUUCAUGCCUUAGAAAUGGCAAAAGAUUUUAUUUUUCUAGCAAAUGAAAAAGAGACUUUAUCAAAAUGUGUGAAUGGUAUGGGAAACCCCCCUGAAAUGUUGGAUGCUUUCAUGGACCUAACAGACAACGUAAUUUCUAAGAUACGGUACAGCGAGUCCCCUGAACUGCUAGAAGCGAAAACUAUUAUUGAGAAUAUUUUUAAAAGAAAACUGUAUACACUGGCCCAAGAGAGUGACCCAAUGAAUUCAACACAACUUUCAAAAGGCCGUGUAGACGAACUUCAAAAUUUGCUCGCAUCAAAGGGUCUGGCUAAAAGUUAUAUCGUUCAGGUAACUCAAUUAAAGUUCGGCGCGGUAGGAAAUGAUCCGGUGGAGAAGCUGAAUGUAUACACCGCAGACAAUCUGCUACAGUCAACAACACUUGCCCACAAAGAGGUUGGUAAAAUACUAGGCAGAAACAUUACUGAUGAAGUUAUAGUUAGAGUCUUCAGCUGUGUUGUAGAUAAUAAAGGAACGGGAGUGUACCAUACAGAUGAUUUACAGGAGUUGAAGGCUGUUUGGGAUGAGUGGGUUGGUGAGGUAUCAAAAUAACAGUGUAUUCAAGCAAUGUAUACAAAUGAGUAUGAUUUAACAUCAAGCAGUGCAGCAAAUGUAACCAACCACCUUGUAAUAGAACCAUACCCGAUCAGGAUGAUAACAGUUUAAAACUACAAGAUUUACAAUGUGGGUUCUUACAACAACAGCUGGUAACUUUGCUCAACUUUCCCAACCAGAGCUCAAGAUACAUACAACAAAACACGGGGCUUUGUGUUUUUUGCUCUAGUGUACUAAUAGUAUUCGUUGGGCCCACUUAUUAGUUAUACUCUGAUAUCUUGAAUAGACUUGUUCUUAUAAAGAUGGACGAUUGAAUGAAAGCAGGGUCCAAGGCUUAUGAGAAGAGCCGGAUGUCGCCCAUGUAUCAGACCAACACUCACUGCUCAGGACUAACCUACAUCUCAGCUGGUCAAACCUAUUCCAUUUUGUGCUACAUUUCAUUUUGGCAGGUUUUCAUUUUGAAAUAUUUUAAAUAAGAAAAUUAUAAUAUUUAUUUACUA
Molecule: messenger RNA, 2256 nt
Organism: Physella acuta
Lineage: Eukaryota; Metazoa; Mollusca; Gastropoda; Physidae
Product: deoxynucleoside triphosphate triphosphohydrolase SAMHD1-like
Biological process (GO): defense response to virus; regulation of innate immune response; dGTP catabolic process
Cellular component (GO): nucleus
Molecular function (GO): dGTPase activity
Source: RefSeq, a predicted model, not a curated record